AUGGAUGCGGAUACAUAAGGAUAUAAGUACCUAAAUAAAAGAGACGGUUGCGGGAUUGAGGUGGUGUAAAGGUUGACUGUCAAUUUUAAUUAGAAAAUGAUUACUGUAAUCAGUGUAAUGGUUUGCAGUGGUAUAUUUGUGUACCUGUCUAGCAUUUUGUUAAAGAUAAGUUAGAAAGGUCAGUAUUUUAGUAUGUCGGGGGAAGUUGAGUGCAGAAGAAGCACGAGAUGCAGAGUGAAAAAAGAGUUUUUAUGCAGCGCAAAUUGGUUAGGAGAAGGGAGCAAAGGUUAUCAGUGCAAGGAGCGAUUUAAAGACAGUGAGAAAUUGUUUAGGCAUUUGUUCGAUGCUAAAUAUGAUACUCUAUGUCCCGGAAUUCGAGGAAAAAUUGAGCAAGGGUUAUCCGUACGUGGUGAAAAUAUCGCGGAGAAACGGGAAGAAUUCAACUUUUUCAGAAAGUUGCUUAAUUGCUUCAAGCCGGUGAUGCCGGAACCGAUCAGUUUUUUUGAUCAUAUGGUCAGAAGUUUUUUGAGAGGAGCAGGACUGGAGAAAAGAGUCGUUUAUUUUGGAGUAGAAUCGCUAAGAUGGGUGACAACGUUUGGUGAUGCUAAAGGUCAAUUUGGUGAAAUUAUUGGUGUGCCGGGUUUGGGUGAUUUGGAGGCAUCUCAGUGGAUCCGUGAUGCGGAAUGUGUGUUGGUGCCGUUUUACACAAAGACUCAAUUUGGUUCACAUGGGAGUUUGGUUAUUGUGGGGGAAAAGGGAUGUGAUGAACUGAAACAAAAUGUGUUUGGCAGUGCGCGAAAGUGACGGUUUUCGUUUAUGUAAACGAAUUUGGUACUAUGUACCGG
Paramacrobiotus metropolitanus is the source of this 845-nucleotide messenger RNA. RefSeq lists its product as uncharacterized. The record is from RefSeq and is a predicted model, not a curated record. NCBI's taxonomy places the organism in Eukaryota, Metazoa, Tardigrada, Eutardigrada, Parachela, Macrobiotidae. Bases 193 to 804 code for a protein of 203 amino acids. The transcript has 2 exons.